This is a messenger RNA of Lotus japonicus, 1053 nucleotides long. RefSeq lists its product as uncharacterized. Bases 248 to 817 code for a protein of 189 amino acids. The transcript has a single exon. The record is from RefSeq and is a predicted model, not a curated record. Lineage: Eukaryota; Viridiplantae; Streptophyta; Magnoliopsida; Fabales; Fabaceae.
CCCAAAAAGAUCUAUUGGAGGUGAAAAGAAAGACCACUAGUCGACCUCAUGUAUUAAACUAAUAUUCACGAGAAAGUUGGGGUCACCAAGGAACUUAGUUAAUAAAGUAUGAAAAUGUCACCAUCUUCCAACUCCACCAUUCAUUUCCAACUCCUAUAUAUACACGCUUGAAGUGAAGCUAGGUUUGCACAACCACACACUCGAUUCCCUCUCUUAAAAAAAAACCGAAAAAACCAAACCGUUUUAAAUGGCCGCAUCUUCUAGAAAAUCAAGCGGACCAGUGCUCCGACCACCGUCGCCGGCCGGCAGAUUCACCGCCUCCGGCUUCGCAUCCUCUACUUCAACAUUCUCCUCUCACUCCACCUCCUUCUUUCACCGCUCCACUUCCCCCACACGUGUCAACCACUGCGGUUCCUCCCUCCGAUUCUCUCUCGACCGCUCCGUUUCUCCGAACCGCUCCAUCUCCGUCGCUGGAACCGGAGCCGUACCGGCGGUCACACGGAAGAACAACCAGCAGAAACGGACUUGCAUGUGCGCGCCGACAUCGCACCCAGGCUCGUUCCGGUGCAGCCUACAUAAGAGCUCCGGCUCUCGCGUGGUGGCGGCGCCGUACUCGCCGAACCGGCUCAACGCGCGGAGGUCGGCGAUGACGAACUCGCUCGUCAGAAUCCGCGGUGUCGAAGGGGAACUCGUGAAGAAAGCCUUGGCGGCGUUGAUCCGGCCGUCGUCGCACCAGCAGCGCCGGCGGGGCGAGUUCCGGCCCCGGCCGAGCAGGCUUGCCGCUAUGUCUAAAGCGGAAGGAGAAGGAGAUUCGUGAAUGUUUCACGGUUCUUCAAUGUUGUGUGAGUCUUCAACCGCCGUUGACGGCGGCGACGGUGUCCAAAACGGUUUGAGAUUUGCCGGCGAACUCGCCGGUGAUCGGAAUGGAUUAGUAUUUUUUAUCCGAUAACCGAAUCUGAUCGGAGACUAUGUUUGAUUAGUUCUCUUCUUUCUUGUAUAUACUUCAACAUAUAGAAUAUAGAAUUCCAACCAAAUAUUAUUGGCUGGCUGCAA